UCGCUUCCUAAGUUCCGGGAGUUUCGGCUUCCCAGCACGCUGUGGCUGUCAUGACGGCCCGCGGCACUUCGAGCCGCUUUCUGGGCAGCGUCCUACACAACGGACUGGGGCGCUACGUACAGCAGCUGCAACGUCUUAGCCUUAGGGUCAGCCGCGACUCGCCUUCGUCCCGCGGCGCCAGGGAGUUUGUCGAGCAGCACGUGACGGACUUUGCUCGGAGGAACCCGGGGGUCGUGCUGUAUGUGACCGCGAAGAAAUGCCAUGUGCCGCAGGUGGUGGCGGAGUACUUGAACGGCUCUGUACAGGAGGUAUCUCUCGGUAAUAAGACGGUGGACGAGGUGGCUGCGCUGAUCCAGAAGCUCGCAGACCAGUCAGGCUUGGAUGUGAUUCGUAUCCGGAAACCCUACCAUACAUACAACCCGAGUAUUCAGGGGCAGUGGCACCCCUUUACUAACAGGCCCCCCCAGCUGGGCAGAGAAGCCAUUGCCAACAGCCCUCACCAGAAACUGCAAUAAAACAUAUUUAUUCCCUCA
Messenger RNA from Antechinus flavipes (yellow-footed antechinus), 533 nucleotides. RefSeq names its product mitochondrial ribosomal protein L43 (gene MRPL43). Gene Ontology annotation, cellular component: mitochondrial large ribosomal subunit. Lineage: Eukaryota; Metazoa; Chordata; Mammalia; Dasyuromorphia; Dasyuridae. The transcript is spliced from 3 exons. Gene Ontology annotation, molecular function: structural constituent of ribosome. Gene Ontology annotation, biological process: mitochondrial translation. The record is from RefSeq and is a predicted model, not a curated record. Bases 51 to 515 code for a protein of 154 amino acids.